Molecule: messenger RNA, 1479 nt
Organism: Athene cunicularia (burrowing owl)
Lineage: Eukaryota; Metazoa; Chordata; Aves; Strigiformes; Strigidae
Gene: PAAF1
Product: proteasomal ATPase associated factor 1
Exons: 12
Coding region: 412-1245 (277 amino acids)
Molecular function (GO): protein binding
Source: RefSeq, a predicted model, not a curated record
GGGAAGGAAGGAGGCGGAAGGGGUGCGGGUGCCUCAGCAAGAUGGCGGCGACGCUGCGGAUCCAGAGCGACUGGAACCAGGCGCUGAGGAGGGACGAGGGUGAGGCCUGGCUGAGCUGCCGGAGCCCCGGGAAGCCGACCCUGUACGGCAGCCUGACUCGCCGUGGGCUCAGCACUGGGGGCAUCCCUGACAUCGUGGCCUCCGAAGGCUUCGUGGUUGGGAAAAUCACCAAGGUACCAGGGCUGAGGUGGAGUGGGGAGAAGUAUUCUUAUUUCUUGUCCUCACGAGAAUGUGUCCACAAAGUUCCUGGCUCCGUACACAACCUUUUGUAGAAUUCAUCAGAAAAGUAUUACCUGUCUUGAUAUUUCCAAUGGUGGAGGGCUUGGCGUGUCGACCAGCACAGAUGGGACCAUGAAAAUCUGGCAGGCUGCGAAUGGAGAAAUAAGAAGACUAUUGGAAGGCCAUGUGUAUGAUGUGAAUUGUUGCAGGUUUUUCCCAUCGGGCCUCGUGGUUCUGAGUGGGGGAAUGGAUGCCCAGCUAAAGAUCUGGUCAGCAGAAGAUGCCAGCUGUGUAGUAACAUUUAAAGGUCACAAAGGAGGUAUUUUGGACACUGCCAUUGUGGAUCGGGGAAGAAAUGUCCUUUCCUGCUCCAGAGAUGGCACCGCCCGUCUCUGGGACUGUGGAAAAUCUGCCUGUCUGGGUGUCGUCGCUGACUGUGGCUCUCCUGUCAACGGCAUCGCCGUGGGCACUGCUGACAACUCACUGAACCUGGGCAUUCCUGAAAAAGCUCCUAGUGAACGUGAGAUUGGGACAGAAGGGAAAAUCCUGCUGCUGGCUCGAGAAGACAAGAAACUUCAAGGAGUGGGACUGCAGAGCAGGCAGCCGGUAUUCCUCUUCGCUGGCUCUGACGCAUUCAACUGCUGCACAUUCCUCUCGAGUGCCUAUAUCCUAGCAGGAACUCAGGAUGGGAACAUCUAUCAGCUGGAUGUGAGAAACACAAAUGCUCCAAUCCAGGUCAUCCAUAGAUCAGGAGCACCAGUGCUUUCACUGCUCCCGUACCGAGAUGGAUUUAUUGCCAGCCAAGGUGAUGGGACCUGUUUUGUCGUUCAGCAAGACCUUGAUUAUGUCCUGGAUCUCACAGAAGCAGACUGUGACCCUGUGUACAAGGUAGCUUCUUGGGAGAAGCAAAUUUACACAUGCUGCAGAGACGGGAUAGUGAGGAAAUACCAACUUUUUGACCUUUAAGUGUUUGGAUUGGCGAAAUAGUGGAGAGAUGUGUCAAAAGAGCUCUUAAAAGCUUAUUUUCCUGUACAGCGUGUUUGAGAUGUGUAUAUAGACGUUUCUGAGGUAGAAGUUUCUGAGGCUGUUGUGAUGACCAGGCACUGUACAGAGGUUUUUUGGUGACAGGUAAUAUUUCUUUCUACAACACAACUUUGAUAAUUUUUAAUUUGGAGAGAGAAUCUUGUGUUGCAACCAUUU